Messenger RNA from Glarea lozoyensis ATCC 20868, 546 nucleotides. RefSeq lists its product as uncharacterized. The transcript has 2 exons. Lineage: Eukaryota; Fungi; Ascomycota; Leotiomycetes; Helotiales; Helotiaceae. The coding region runs from base 1 to 546 and encodes 181 amino acids. The record is from RefSeq and is a predicted model, not a curated record.
AUGUCUUCAGAUAACGAGGACCACAGUGUCAAGGAUACUUCCAGCGUUGCUAAGCCACCUUAUGAGGCCACCCCAAAGGACGCAUCAUUCUUCUUCUCAGUUCUCAAGAACUGCAAGUCCAAGCCAGAUGUUGACUGGGACGCAGUUGCCGCUGAGCAAGGCCUCAAGAGCGCAGGAGUUGCAAAGGUUCGAUACGGCCAGAUCAAGAACAAGUGUGGCAUGACCGCAAUCCCUCCAGGAACAAAGAGUACCCCAAAGGAGCCAAAAACACCUACCAAGCGAAAGGCCACGACCAAAGCCGGAGGAAGUGCUAAGAUGGCAAAGACGGACGGCGGAGAAGACGAUGAAGGCGCUGUCGCUACACCGACCAAGUCUCCAAAAAAACGUGCAACUCCCAAGAAGGCACCAAAAUCUGCUGUUAAGGCCGAGGCUGAUGAGGAUGAGGACAUGGACGCAGGUAGUGGUGACGACGUAAAGCCAGUUGGUACUAAGUUUGCCAAGGCGUCCGUCAAGGAUGAAGAGGACAACAUGGAAGAAGAAAUUUAA